UUGGUUUAGAAUUUGUUCAUGGUACUACAGAAUUGGGCAGACCAUGAUUGAUCGUACAUUCCAGCACAGUAGGUGGUGACGUGCACUUAAACGAUUGUUUGCGGACCGCUAUGAUAUCAUAGAAGAAGAAUUAUUAUUAUUAUUAUUAUUAUUAUUAUUGUUCAUCUGAACCGGGCGUGCGCACUGCGCUGUCACCGCCUGCGAAGCAACACCAACCCGUGCGCGUACUGAAAACAAGAUUGAUCCUGCCUGGUGAUAGGACAUAUCCCAGCAAAAACAUAACAUUUUAUCGCCUAUUUAGAUCACAGAACACGGACUUUGAGACAGAUCAUACAUAGAGGGUUAUAGUUUCUGAGGGUUGAAGUCUGAACGACUGACCGAGGGACCUGAGAACCUCCCUACACCAUCUCACCCUGUCUCACCCGCCUCCCUCAGAGGGAGAGAGCAGCCACUACAGCCAACAUGGUGCUGUCACAGAGACAACGAGACGAACUAAACCGAGCUAUAGCAGACUACCUACGCUCCAAUGGCUAUGAGGAAGCCUACUCCACCUUCAAGAAAGAGGCUGAAUUAGAUAUGAAUGAGGAGUUAGAUAAGAAGUACGCUGGUCUUUUGGAAAAGAAAUGGACCUCUGUCAUCAGAUUACAGAAGAAGGUGAUGGAGCUGGAGUCGAAGCUGAAUGAGGCCAAAGAGGAGAUCACUCUAGGGGGUCCGGUGGCCCAGAAGAGGGACCCUAAGGAGUGGAUCCCCCGUCCCCCAGAGAGAUACGCCCUGAGCGGCCACCGCUCCCCCGUCACACGGGUCAUCUUCCAUCCUGUCUUCUCCGUCAUGGUCACCUCCUCCGAGGACGCCACCAUCAAGGUGUGGGACUAUGAGGCAGGGGACUUUGAGCGGACACUGAAGGGCCAUACAGACUCUGUCCAGGACAUCUCCUUUGACCAGACGGGCAAGCUGCUGGCUUCCUGUUCUGCAGACAUGACCAUCAAGCUGUGGGACUUCCAGGGCUUCGAGUGCAUCCGCACCAUGCACGGUCAUGACCAUAACGUGUCGUCUGUAGCCAUCAUGCCCAACGGAGACCACAUAGUCUCCGCCUCCAGAGACAAGACCAUCAAAAUGUGGGAGGUGGCCACUGGGUAUUGUGUAAAGACAUUUACAGGCCACAGGGAGUGGGUGAGGAUGGUCCGGCCCAACCAGGAUGGUUCUCUUAUCGCCAGCUGUUCCAACGACCAGACGGUGCGUGUGUGGGUGGCAACCUCCAAGGAGUGUAAGGCUGAGCUGCGAGAGCACGAACACGUGGUGGAGUGUAUCGCAUGGGCCCCCGAUACCGCUCACCCUACCAUCCUGGAGGCUACCAGCUCGGAGAGUAAGAAGAAUGGGAAGUCUGGUCCGUUCCUUCUCUCUGGCUCUAGAGAUAAGACCAUCAAGAUGUGGGACAUCAGCACUGGCAUGUGCCUUAUGACUCUGGUGGGUCAUGAUAACUGGGUGCGUGGUGUGUUGGUGCACCCUGGAGGCAGGUUCAUAGUGAGCUGUGCUGAUGAUAAGACUCUGAGGAUCUGGGACUACAAGAACAAGCGCUGCAUGAAGACCCUGUGUGCCCACGAACACUUUGUUACCUCUCUGGAUAUGCACCGGACUGCUCCAUACGUGGUAACAGGCAGCGUUGAUCAGACAGUCAAAGUGUGGGAGUGUCGCUGAGUCUGCCUGCAACCUCCCUAUCCUCAUCCUCCUCUCUACCCCACAACCACCUCUUUUCCCACAAACUCACCGCAGCCUCCUCCUUUAUCCCCCCCAAACAGCAGCCCUAUAACCCCCCCCCCCCUUCCCCCCUAUCCUACCCUGUCUCUUUGACACUCACCUAAGCCCCACCUCUCGCACUCCAUACCAUGGUUACCCAGGCUCUCCGCCCUGCCCUGUUCAAAUAAAUAUUGUCCUUUUAUGUAAAUUAUUCUGGAUAUAGAGUACGCUUAAUAAAUGUUACACACUAACACGCACAUUCUCUCUCACACACACACUAAAAGAGAAAAGUAUUCCUUGCAUGGUGAAUUCACCCAAAACUUGUAUACUGUAAAUUUGCAUACCGUUGUCAUGACGUCCUGAUGGGGGUAAAUGGUUUGUGUUCUGUCCCAGUGGAUGCUGGGUAAUUGUGACACAGUGCACGCAACCCAAUCACGUAUGUCCUUUAAGGGUUUUAUUUAGUAUCUUGCCUCCGCUGUUAUAGUCUGACGCUACCUGGGAGAGAGGGAAGGAGAGGAGUGUGAAAGAAGGAAGAGAGGAUGAAGUGGGGAGGAGAAGGAGUAGAAUAAAAUAUGUGGGGGGGGGGGAUAGCGGGGGGGGAAAUAGAAAUGAACAUUUAGUCCUUUAGUUGAAGUGACAAAGUGUGUGCGCGUUUGUUCAUCGGCGUGCGUGCAAUGCGUACUGUACAUGUGUACAUAGGAUAACCUCUUAUCAUUAUCUCUCUCUCUCUGUGGUCGUCUGUUUAUACAGAUGUAGAGAAUUGUGUGGAGGCAAGGCUUCUAUCCCUCUGUUUUUACUCCCUCGCUUUCUGACUGACCGACUGGCUUCUAGUAGCUACUCAUAGGAGUAUGCUCACUAAGUUCUGUGCGCUCGCUCGCUAUUUCUCUCUUUCAUAUACACAUACACUCAUACUCACACAGAUGCACAUACACACGCACAGUAAAAUUGUGUAUCAAUAUAUCUGGAUGUCAUUGUUUGCACCAUAAUUAAAAAAUAAAAAUCUGUAAAUAUAA
Messenger RNA from Oncorhynchus kisutch (coho salmon), 2747 nucleotides. Its product is annotated as lissencephaly-1 homolog B. Gene Ontology annotation, molecular function: protein binding. NCBI's taxonomy places the organism in Eukaryota, Metazoa, Chordata, Actinopteri, Salmoniformes, Salmonidae. The transcript has 11 exons. The coding region runs from base 463 to 1695 and encodes 410 amino acids. The record is from RefSeq and is a predicted model, not a curated record.